This is a messenger RNA of Purpureocillium lilacinum, 420 nucleotides long. The record is from RefSeq and is a predicted model, not a curated record. NCBI's taxonomy places the organism in Eukaryota, Fungi, Ascomycota, Sordariomycetes, Hypocreales, Ophiocordycipitaceae.
AUGGCCUGCCAAGCUCGGCGCAACUGGGAGUCUCUCUCCCUUGGGCCACGGGUCAUGUGCGUGGCUGCGUUGACGCGCACUCCGGAGGGCGACGCGGCGCCUGCACGCAUGGGACCCUCCCAUCCGAUGUCGACCUUUGACGACUUGGUUUACCAAGCCAUUACACUACCGCAGCACAUGCGCGAGCGUCCGAGCUUGACCGCCAGCGCCGUGUCUCUGAACCGCCAUGACACGACGACGCCAUCGGGCGCAGCUGGUACCUGGGACAGCGUUGCUGGCCCGACUUCUCGUUACCUCAUAUCGAAUGUGCGGCGUGGACUAGAACUGGUGCCACUGAGGAGCCCCGGAGCCGCCAAGAGCCGCGUCUCGUGCAGGCGGCGCCCUGCCCAUGGGGCCGGCCGUCGACGGUGCUGCUGGUGA